UCACUACAAAUUGAAAAUUAGCAAUCCGGUCACUGCAGUUGGAAUUUAUCCUAGAAUAUAUAGUUUCCUUCUUUCGAUCCGGGACUGCUGUCCUCUCUACUUUGUCUCGUUCGCUUACAUUUUACUCUUCGACAGGUACGCUUCACCUGUUCGUGAAAUCGCAGCGUCUGAUUCUAAAGGGUCUCCAUCAUGGCUCAGAACCCAGCUAAGCAGCAGAAAAUGGCGAUACUGAAUAAGCAUAAUGAAAGACUUGUGGGUGUGUUGCAUGAGACUGAAUCUACAGAAAUUGUAGUUUUGUGCCAUGGUUUUCAAUCCUCGAAGGAGUUCAACAUCAUGUUCAACAUUGCCAGUGCUUUAGAAAACCACGGAAUCAGUGCAUUUCGCUUUGAUUUUGCUGGAAAUGGGGAAAGUGAAGGUUCGUUUCAGUUCGGUAACUACUUUAGAGAAGCAGAAGAUUUACGAGCUGUGAUAGAAUAUUUUACUGGAGCAAACCGUACAGUAGUUGCAAUUCUUGGGCACAGUAAAGGUGGCAAUGUUGUCCUCCUAUAUGCAUCAAAAUAUCAUGACAUACCUGCUGUGGUCAAUGUUUCUGGCCGCUGUGAUCUCAAGAGAGGCAUUGAAGAGCGCCUGGGUAAAGAGUUCUUAGAAAGAAUAGAAAAGGAUGGAUACCUCAAUAUCAAAAAUAUAAAAGGAGAAUUCGAUUUCAAAGUCACCAAGGAGAGUUUGAUGGAGCGACUUAAUACAAACAUGCAUGAAGCAUGUCUUUCAAUUGACAAGAGAUGCAGGGUGUUGAUAGUUCAUGGAUCAGUUGAUGAAGUCAUUCCAGUCGAAGAUGCGUCGGAGUUUGCCAAGAUCAUACCGAACAAUCGAUUGCAAAUCAUAGAAGGAGCUGAUCAUGGAUACACGUCCCAUCAAGCCGAACUAGUUUCAGUUGUUUUACCUUUCAUAAAGGAACAGUGUCUGCAGCAGGGAAAAAAGGCCUCCGAAUAGCUUAGUGGUCUCUAAACUGUGCAUUUGAAUUUUAUUUUUAUGUAGCGGUCUCUAAACUAUGCAUUUGAAUUUUAUUUUUA
Olea europaea var. sylvestris is the source of this 1070-nucleotide messenger RNA. RefSeq lists its product as uncharacterized. Gene Ontology annotation, cellular component: cytosol. Bases 190 to 990 code for a protein of 266 amino acids. The record is from RefSeq and is a predicted model, not a curated record. The transcript has 8 exons. Lineage: Eukaryota; Viridiplantae; Streptophyta; Magnoliopsida; Lamiales; Oleaceae.